AUGGCUUUACUUUAUCACAUUUCAUUUUUUGAUGUUUUUUUCCACAGAAUCGCCGAUCAAAUAUCUGAAUCAGGUGAUCAUUCUCUAGAUCGCUCAUCUGAUUCUAUUUUACUCAACUAUGUCACAAAAUCCUCUCAUGUUAAAACAGGUGGACUCAAUGAUUCGUUACAUUUGUGCUGUUCGUCUGGUGAUCCUUUCUCUCAAAUUAUCACACCUCCUAACUACGACUUAUGCACUUUGGCAGAAGACAAGCAUGCUCAUCCUGUUGACUGCCCUGCUUCCUUUCAAAAUAGUAAUUAUCUCGCUUUUGCUCAGCACUCGAAUUUGGAGAAAAAGGAGUUAUCCGUGGAUAAACCGGGAACCUCCGAUUUAACACCCAUGAUCAAUCUGCCUAUUUUUGCUUCAUCCUCGGAGUCUACAAAUCCUACAGUUGGCCCCGUACACUCAUGCAUUUCUCCAUGGGUCAAGAACAGUGUGCUUGAUUGUGCUCUUGGCAGCGGCGAAAAAUCCCCUGAUUGGGCAACUCCCAAGAAAGCAAAUGCGCACUCAUUGCCUCAAGAGCAGUUGAAUUCGUCUCUUGCCCAUGUUCUUAGUAGGUGA
Messenger RNA from Protopolystoma xenopodis, 600 nucleotides. NCBI's taxonomy places the organism in Eukaryota, Metazoa, Platyhelminthes, Monogenea, Polystomatidea, Polystomatidae. The record is from the annotation of a GenBank genome assembly.